AUGAAACUCACUGCAGAGAGUGAAGUAAGAAUGAAGAAAUGUAUGUGGAAUACAGCAUAUGACCUUCAGAUACUCAAAAACUUUGGGAUGAAAUGCAGAAAGCUAAAAUUUGUUAGAGUCAAAGAAAUUUUUUUCACAUUGCCACUGAGUAACCAACUUCUGCUAUGUUGUGAUGGUGCUUCAAGAGGUAAUCCAGGGAUGGCAGGCAUUUCCACAAGAAACCCAGUAACUCGAUUUUCCGGCAAGGGUGAGCUCGUUUCAGAUGUUGUGUACACUGAAUCUAUAUAUGCGUUCGGUAAUGAAGGGUACAUCCGGGGUCCCAUUGAUCUUCGCCCGAUAUCAUUCGGUUGUGCAACAACUAGUAAUUUUCUGAAAGGACUGGGUGAAGGUGCUAAAGGAGUGGCUGGUCUAGGACGUUCAUCGCGUCUUUCCCUAGUUUCACAAUUUUCAGCCGCAUUUCCGCAGUUUCGGCGUACAUUUGCUCUGGAUUUGUCUGGCCUUUUAAUUUAUUUUGGGGGCGGACCUUACAUUUACUCAUAUGGUACGUUUUUUGGUGAUUUGAGUAAGCUUUUCCAUUACGCUCCACUCUUGGUUAACCCAAAAAGUAAAGAAGAAUAUUUCGUUGAUGUCAAAUCAGUCAAGAUACAUGGUAAAACUGUACCAAUAGAUAAAAAGCUGUUGUCCAUUAACAAAACCACUGGAGUUGGAGGAGCCAAAAUCGACAUUCUAAAACCUUACACUGUUUUGGAGACAUCAAUCUAUAAGGCCCUUAUUAAGGUGCAUACUAAAUGGGCUAAAGGCAUGAACGUUACUCGGGUUACUCCAGUUGCACCUUUUGGUGCGUGCUACAAAUCAUCCACGAUACCUCCUUGGACUUCUAAGCCAGGAAGUGUCGCCUUCAUCUUUCCCAAGAGUGAAUGGAGGAUUGUUUGGCGGGAUCUGGUAUCAGUUAAUAAUGAUGCUGUGAGGUGUUUAGGAUUUGUUGAUGGGGGGUUAAAGCCUAAGACUUCCAUUGUCAUUGGUGCACAUCAACUAGGGUGGUUCAUGGAAUUUGAUACUUCAAGAUCAAGAUGGGGAUUCUUGCAGCCAGAGUCAGGACAACAAUAA
Papaver somniferum (opium poppy) is the source of this 1107-nucleotide messenger RNA. Its product is annotated as basic 7S globulin-like. The record is from RefSeq and is a predicted model, not a curated record. The coding region runs from base 1 to 1107 and encodes 368 amino acids. Gene Ontology annotation, molecular function: aspartic-type endopeptidase activity. The transcript is spliced from 2 exons. Gene Ontology annotation, biological process: proteolysis. Lineage: Eukaryota; Viridiplantae; Streptophyta; Magnoliopsida; Ranunculales; Papaveraceae.